AUGUCGUGUCAACAGCGCGCCACGCUGCGCGCCGCUCGCUCGAUCUGCAUGCGUAUUUUUGGCGCCACGCGGUUCAAGGACUCGUUUCAAAGCCCGCCCCAGAGCCUGCAGGCAGACCGCGGCCGCGUGCAGUACCCGCCGCAGCUGGAGGGCAACGCGCUGGGGCGGGGGCUGCUGCGCCUGGUUGGGGCGUACAGCCAAAAGCAGCAGCUAGCAAACGGGGCGUCCAUCCUAUACCAAGCGAUCACUGAGCAGUCGGAGGACGGGAGGCUCUACGAGGCGUUGGGGCUCGACCCUGACGCAUUCAUGUCAACCCACAGCCUGCUGGUGCUGCACAUGUGGUUAGUCAUCAACCGCCUGAAACCGGAGGACAGGUCGUCAGCGUCGGCGUUCCAGCAGCUGCUCUACACCGAUCACUUUUACAAAGACAUGGAGCGGCGCGUAUACAAGGAGGGGGUGCAGGUCCACGUCAGCAAGUGGCUCAAGAAGCUGGAGCAGCUGACAUAUGGCAGCUGGGUGGCCUAUGACAUCGCGCUGGCAGGGGAGCGGAGCCAGCUGGUGGACGCUCUCGUGAAAAACGUGUAUGGGGGAGACCCGACUCAGCGGCCCUUUGCAACACUGGCGGCGAAAUACCUCAACAGGGAGCUGGCCUGCUUGCAGCUGACCCCCAUCGAGGCGAUCUACAAUGGCCACGUCCGCUUCUCCCUGGAUGUGCGCAAAUCGGACGACAGAUAG
This is a messenger RNA of Monoraphidium neglectum, 735 nucleotides long. RefSeq lists its product as hypothetical. The coding region runs from base 1 to 735 and encodes 244 amino acids. The transcript has 7 exons. The record is from RefSeq and is a predicted model, not a curated record. Gene Ontology annotation, cellular component: mitochondrion. Gene Ontology annotation, biological process: mitochondrial respiratory chain complex III assembly. Lineage: Eukaryota; Viridiplantae; Chlorophyta; Chlorophyceae; Sphaeropleales; Selenastraceae.